Molecule: messenger RNA, 1818 nt
Organism: Drosophila grimshawi
Lineage: Eukaryota; Metazoa; Arthropoda; Insecta; Diptera; Drosophilidae
Gene: Ir7a
Exons: 1
Coding region: 1-1818 (605 amino acids)
Source: RefSeq, a predicted model, not a curated record
AUGUUGCUGCAAACACUGUUGCUGCUGCUGUUGGCACCUUGGUCGGUCACUUUGGGUGCACUGCAGCCGCCCGACAAGUAUCGUCCGUCGGAGCUGAUGAAUGCCGCCCUGUAUGUGCUCGAGCAGCAUGUGAUUCCGUACUCUAAUGCGCUGGAUAUCGUGGAGCUCUGUCGCCCGGACAAUAAACAUCGGCAGCAUCGUAACGAGAUUACCUAUUUGAUGCAGCAGCUUGGCGAUCAGACGGCAUUUCAGCUGUUGUAUGACACACCCAUUGAGAACCCGCAGAAUCACAUACUGUUUCUGGUUAACUCACCGCUGGCAUUUCGUGAACUGCGCUUUGACUUUGCCCAAUCGCAGUACGACAGGGAAUUCCAUUUCUUCAUAUUGCUCACGCGCAGAGCCAAGGAGCUGGUGCUGGAGGCGGCACUGCGCGACAUCUUUGAGACAUGCCUCCGUUUCAAUGUCCUCAAGGUUGUGAUCAUGGUUCAGUCCGAACUGGAUGAUGUGGUGCUCUUCUACGGGUUUCGCUCCUACUCACCCGGUUGCGACAUCUCGUUAAAGCCGCAGAUUGUUAAUCGCUAUGACCAUGGCCAGAUGUUGGAUGAAAUGCUAAUCUUUGAUCGACCGUUGAGCAGCCUAAAAGGCUGUCCGUUGAAUGUGAGCUGGUAUCCACUGCCGCCAUACGUAAUCUUUGAAGGAGAUUCCGAGGAUCCCCAGCAGCGAUUAGAGACCUGGCGUCUCACUGGCAUUGACGGCGAGCUGCUCAAAAUGCUGGCGGAAAUCUUAGGAUUCCGAAUAUAUCUGCUGGCACCGUGCACCUUCGACUGCUUUCAGCAGCUGAGCGCGAGAAACUCCUCGGUGGCCAUUGGCGCCCACAGCGCCUCUCAUCUGUAUCGGGAGUUCUUCUCCACGACCCAUUCGUAUCAUCAGACUGCCUUGGUAUUUGUUUUACGCAUCGAUCACUACCUGGGUGCACUCAAUCAACUGGUGCAGCCCUUUUGUCCAAUUGUGUGGCUAGCACUAAUCCUCAGCUGCCUCUUGGCUGUUCUCCUCCAGUGGGCGUAUCAUCGCGGGAGGCGGAUGUGGAGCGUUCACUUCGAUGUGGCAGCGAGUGUCCUGCAUGUGCACACCACACUGCUCGGUAAUCCGUUGGCGGCGCCAUCUUUGCCCCGGGCAACCAUUCUGCGUGGCUAUCUGGGCGCCUGGCUCCUGCUCGCCCUGGUGCAGCGUGCCGCCUACCAGGGCAAACUGUACGAUGUAUUCCGACUACCGUAUUCGCCACCAGUGCCUGAGCGCAUUACACAACUGCUCGAUGGGGAUUAUCUGUAUUUGGCCAAACGUUAUGUCGACUAUUUUCCGGCGAAUCGUACGCUGCUGAGCGAGUCCAAUGUUGAGCAGCGCUUCAAGGAGAUGUCAACGGCCGCAAAUGGUGACCGGCUGAUCACCAGCGCAUUGCUGGGUAAUCUGGCCCAUUAUAAUUCCAUGAACUGGCGCAACAGCCAUUUGACCCAUGUGCGGGAGCACAUCUAUCUGCAUCAGUUGGUCAUGUUUCUGCGCCGGCAUUCCAUCUACAAGUUCCCCUUCGAUCGCAAACUGAAGCAACUACAGUCGGCGGGCAUUGUGAGUUACCUCACUCGAUUCUUUGAGAGACGCAUGUUCCACUCAGCCUACAUUCAUAACUCAAUCCCUCAGCUGACGAUCGAGAUGUUCUGCGGCACCUUUACAGUUUGCUAUCUGGUGAUAAUCGCCGCGUUCCUUGUUUUUCUCCUCGAGCUAAUGAGCAGGUCUGUGCCCUGGCUUAGGCGUUUCUUUGUUUGA